AUGGGUAGGAAAAGAAAGGCCGUGCAAACGGCGGAAGAAGAAGAACCAAUGGGUUGGGAUGAAAUGGUGAAGCAAAUCGCCGGACUCGGAGGCGUUAGGAGAACCAGGAAGCGAUUCGUGGGCGUCAGGCAAAGGCCGUCGGGUCGAUGGGUGGCGGAGAUCAAAGACACCAUUCAGAAGAUAAGGGUUUGGCUAGGCACUUUCGACACGGCGGAGGAAGCGGCGAGGGCCUACGAUGAAGCCGCUUGCCUGCUUCGCGGCGCGAAUACAAGGACGAAUUUUUGGCCUUGUUCUUCGACGUCAAUGAAAUCGACGCCGGCGCUUUCUUCCAAGAUCAGUAACCGUCUUCUUCAAAGGAUCAAAGCGAACAAUAAUUCGUGUUUUCCAUUGCCACUUCCAGCGCCCGUUACAAUCAGCCAGCAACAGCAGCAGCAUCCAUUGUUGUUGCAGCAAGUCGAGGAAACUCAUGAUUUCCUCGACGAUCUUCUCGAGGAUUUCUCGACUUGGAAUGACGUUAAUCUCAGUGCUACGAGUGUUGUCGAAUCGUGUUCCAUGAGAGAAUCGGAAGCAUUGGAUUUCCGGUUCUUGAAUGAGAUUGGAUUGGAGUCGUCUUGCUACUUUUCUCCUUUCCAGCUUGCUGAAGAGCUUCAAGUAGCAACAAUGGGCGACGAAGAGUCGAUGAUAUGGUACGAGAGGAAAUUCUCGGCUUCACUUUACGCGUUUAAUGGGAUUCUGGAGCUGUUGAAAAGAAAGGUGGGAUCAGAAGGUGGAACGGCGGAACGAAGAUCAGAGCAAUUAACAAAGCUUUCGAAUGCAUGCAAAGAGAAGAAGAUGAAAGAAGAUCAUUCUGAAACGGAUAGGGGAAAACAAGAGCAAAGCAAGCAAAGUUCAUUCGAUGCCGAAUCUCUUUGGAGCUCACUUGAUCUUCCACCCAUUGUUGCUUUGUUAACCAACUAA
Hibiscus syriacus is the source of this 957-nucleotide messenger RNA. Its product is annotated as ethylene-responsive transcription factor ERN1-like. Gene Ontology annotation, biological process: regulation of DNA-templated transcription. The record is from RefSeq and is a predicted model, not a curated record. Gene Ontology annotation, molecular function: DNA binding; DNA-binding transcription factor activity. Lineage: Eukaryota; Viridiplantae; Streptophyta; Magnoliopsida; Malvales; Malvaceae. The transcript has a single exon. The coding region runs from base 1 to 957 and encodes 318 amino acids.